AUGCAGGACGGUAACUUCCUGCUGUCGGCCCUGCAGCCAGAGGCUGGCGUGUGCUCCCUGGCGCUGCCCUCAGACCUGCAGCUGGACCGCAGGGGCACCGAGGGGCCGGAGGCCGAGCGGCUGCGGGCGGCCCGCGUCCAGGAGCAGGUCCGUGCCCGCCUCCUGCAGCUGGGCCAGCAGCCGCGGCACAACGGGGCAGCCGAGACCGAGGGUGCGGCGGAGGCAGCCCGAGGCACAUCCAGGGGUCAGUACCACACCCUGCAGUCUGGCUUCAGCUCGCGUUCCCAGGGCCUGAGUGGGGACAAGACCUCGACCUUCCGACCGGUCGCCAAGCCGGCCUACAGCCCGGCCACCUGGUCCUCUCGCUCGGCUGUGGACCUGAGCUGCAGCCGGAGACUGAGCUCAGCCCACAACGGGGGCGGCGCCUUUGGGUCCCCGGGGUACGGGGCCACCCAACCCCUGCUGCCCAUGCCCACCCGGCCAGUGUCCUUCCAUGAGCGAGGGGGGGUAGGGAGCCGUGCCGACUACGACACGCUGUCCCUGCGCUCACUGAGGCUGGGCUCUGGGGGCCUGGACGACCGCUACAGCGUGGUGUCCGAGCAGCUGGAGCCUGCGGCCGCCUCCUACAGGGCCUUCGCCUAUGAGCGCCAGGCCGGCUCCAGCUCAGGCCGGGCAGGGGGGCUGGACUGGCCAGAGGUCAUCGAGGGCCCCCCCAGCCGGACCAUCCGUGCCCCCGCCAUGCGGACCCUACAGCGGUUCCAGAGCAGCCACCGGAGCCGGGGGGGUGCCGGGGGGGUCGGGGGGCCUGUCCUGGACCCCGUGGCCCGAGCACCCUCCGUGCGCAGCCUCAGCCUGAGCCUGGCAGACUCGGGCCACCUGCCGGACGUGCGUGGGCUGGACAGCUUCGUUGGCCAUCGCAGUCUGCAGAGGCUCAGCAGCGGCUUUGAUGACAUCGACCUGCCCUCUGCAGUCAAGUACCUCAUGGCCUCAGAUCCCAACCUGCAGGUGCUGGGAGCCGCCUAUAUCCAGCACAAGUGCUACAGCGACGCGGCCGCCAAGAAGCAGGCCCGCAGCCUGCAGGCGGUGCCGCGGCUGGUGCGGCUCUUCAACCACGCCAACCAGGAGGUGCAGCGCCAUGCCACCGGCGCCAUGCGCAACCUCAUCUACGACAACGCCGACAACAAGCUGGCGCUGGUGGAGGAGAACGGCGUCUUCGAGCUGCUGCGGACGCUGCGGGAGCAGGACGACGAGCUACGCAAGAACGUCACGGGGAUCCUGUGGAACCUGUCCUCCAGCGACCACCUGAAAGACCGCCUGGCCCGGGACACCCUGGAGCAGCUCACAGACCUGGUGCUGAGCCCCUUGUCGGGGGCCGGGGGCCCCCCCCUCAUCCAGCAGAACGCCUCGGAGUCCGAGAUCUUCUACAACGCCACCGGCUUCCUCAGGAACCUCAGCUCGGCCUCCCAGGCCACUCGCCAGAAGAUGCGCGAGUGCCACGGCCUGGUGGACGCCCUGGUCACCUACAUCAAUCACGCCCUGGACGUGGGCAAGUGUGAAGACAAGAGCGUGGAGAACGCCGUGUGCGUGCUGAGGAACCUGUCCUACCGCCUGUACGACGAGAUGCCGCCGUCCGCCCUGCAGCGGCUGGAGGGCCGCGGCCGCAGGGACCUGGCAGGGGCGCCGCCCGGCGAGGUGGUCGGCUGCUUCACGCCGCAGAGCCGGCGGCUGCGGGAGCUGCCUCUCACGGCCGACGCGCUCACCUUCGCCGAGGUGUCCAAGGACCCCAAGGGCCUGGAGUGGCUGUGGAGCCCGCAGAUCGUGGGGCUGUACAACCGGCUGCUGCAGCGCUGCGAGCUCAACCGGCACACGACCGAGGCGGCCGCCGGCGCCCUGCAGAACAUCACCGCGGGCGACCGCAGGUGGGCGGGCGUGCUGAGCCGCCUGGCCCUGGAGCAAGAGCGCAUCCUGAACCCCGUGCUGGACCGCGUCCGGACCGCCGACCACCACCAGCUGCGCUCGCUGACCGGCCUCAUCCGAAACCUGUCCCGGAACGCCAGGAACAAGGACGAGAUGUCCACGAAGGUGGUGAGUCACCUGAUCGAGAAGUUGCCGGGCAGCGUGGGUGAGAAGGCGCCCCCAGCAGAGGUGCUGGUCAACAUCAUAGCCGUCCUCAACAACCUGGUGGUGGCCAGUCCCAUCGCUGCCCGAGACCUGCUCUACUUCGACGGGCUGCGAAAGCUGGUCUUCAUUAAGAAGCAGCGGGACAGCCCUGACAGCGAGAAGUCAUCCCGGGCGGCCUCCAGCCUCUUGGCCAACCUGUGGCAGUACAACAAGCUGCACCGUGACUUCCGGGCGAAGGGCUAUCGGAAGGAGGACUUCCUGGGCCCCUAGAGGCGACCCCUGGAGGAGGAGGAGGAAGUGGAGCAGCCGGGGCUCCGAGGGACAGCCCCGGUACCGGCCCAGCCUGCAGGAGAAGGCUGGUGGUCUGGGGGCUCACAGGAGCUGCGUGUGCACCGUCCAGGGCCUGGCAAGGGGUGGGAGCUUGCAGCUGGGGCUUGGCUUUGCAGGGCAGGGGUGGGCAGCAGCGCUUGAGGCUGCUCUGAUGCACAAGGUGGACACUGGUCACACUGGCAGAUCUGGGGGCAGCAGCACUGGGAAUAAAGGUGGCU
Messenger RNA from Lepus europaeus (European hare), 2669 nucleotides. It is a transcript of the gene PKP3, whose product is annotated as plakophilin 3. Gene Ontology annotation, biological process: cell-cell adhesion; cell-cell junction assembly. Gene Ontology annotation, molecular function: cadherin binding. NCBI's taxonomy places the organism in Eukaryota, Metazoa, Chordata, Mammalia, Lagomorpha, Leporidae. The transcript has 13 exons. The coding region runs from base 1 to 2391 and encodes 796 amino acids. Gene Ontology annotation, cellular component: adherens junction; plasma membrane; nucleus. The record is from RefSeq and is a predicted model, not a curated record.